This is a messenger RNA of Miscanthus lutarioriparius, 1389 nucleotides long. The record is from the annotation of a GenBank genome assembly. Lineage: Eukaryota; Viridiplantae; Streptophyta; Magnoliopsida; Poales; Poaceae.
AUGGGAGGGGCGACUCCACCGUCACCAGAAAAGCUCUCCGUCCACCCCCUUGCUCUGGGCUCUGGCCGCUGCCGCUGUGGACCGUCAGGGCCUUUGGGUGAAUGCCUUGCAUGGCUCAUGCUAAGGUUGACGACGGCAAAGUUCUCAGGCAUCAUAUCGCUCCUUAGAGGAGGUGUCGAAGAAGCUCUUGUGCCCAGUGAACUGCAAAGGGACUUCCUGUUUCUUAGCCGUGGUUAUGCCACAUCUUCAUCCUUGUGCUGGGACUGUUCUGCCACAGUGCCAUAUGCUUCCAUCACAAGUCACAGCUUGAUGCUACGCCAUUACAAAGAAGCUUUUCGCGUCGCCAUCAUGCUCGCUUUCACUCGUCCAACUAAAAUGUCCCCAUGCUGUCCCUGUAUCACGCCACCGCUUCUAUUUCCAGCUGCCAUGACGACAAGUGUUCUGCUGCUGCUGCUGCUGUCCCUCUCGGGGACCGUUGCGCUCGCCGUUCCUCAGCAGCAGCAGCAGGAGCUGCAGCUGCAGGACACGGUCCUGCUCGACGACGUCGUGCAGGAGGCCGCCGAGGAGUGGUACCACGGGCGGCACCGGAGGACGGGCGUCGCGUACCCGCUCUCGCUACCGGGGAGCCUGUCGGGCGUCGACGCCACCGUGGCGCGGUUCCGCGCGGGGAGCCUCCAGAGGUACGGCGUCAGGCGGUUCGGCGAGUUCUCCUUGCCGCAGGGGCUCGCCGUGCGCGGCCGCGCCGCCGCGCACCUCAUCGCGGUGCGCGUCAACCUGGGGAACCUCUCCUCCGUGUACGACGAGUACGCGGUGGGCGCCGGGUACCGCCUCGCGUCGCCGGUGCUCGGGCUCAUGUUCUACGGCCUGGCGCGGCGCAACGGCACGGCGGCGCUGCAGAUCGACCUCACGGGCGCCGCCAUCCGCGUCAACUUCUCCGUGGCCAUCCCCGCGCUCCAGCCGGGCGGCGCGGCGCUCUGCCUGGCCGUGGGGCUGAACGGCAGCGUCACCGUCACGGACGUGGAGGAGGGGACCAACACCUGCAACGCGUCGGACCAGGGCCACUUCGCGCUCGUCGUGGGUGGAGCCGGCGACGGCGGCGGCAGUGGCGGCGGCGGCGCCGGGGAGGCGGAUAUCGGGGAGGUCAGCAAGUGGAAGCUGGCGCUGUUCGGCGCGGCGCUGGGCGCGGGCGGCACCGUGCUUCUGGGGAUGGUCGCCGUGGCCGUGGUCAGCAUCCAGCGCCGCAAGUCGGAGAUGGCGGAGAUGGAGCGGCGGGCCUACGAGGAGGAGGCGCUGCGCGUGUCCAUGGUCGGGCACGUGCGCGCGCCGUCAGCGGCCGGUUCGCGCACCACGCCGGACGAGCUCGAGAGCGAGUACUGUGCCACGUUGUGA